This is a messenger RNA of Tarenaya hassleriana, 1208 nucleotides long. Its product is annotated as cysteine-rich receptor-like protein kinase 45. NCBI's taxonomy places the organism in Eukaryota, Viridiplantae, Streptophyta, Magnoliopsida, Brassicales, Cleomaceae. The record is from RefSeq and is a predicted model, not a curated record. The transcript is spliced from 6 exons. Gene Ontology annotation, molecular function: protein kinase activity; ATP binding. Gene Ontology annotation, biological process: protein phosphorylation. The coding region runs from base 34 to 1074 and encodes 346 amino acids.
UUGCGCUGCCUAAGCUUGAUUCGCUUCGUUUCAAUGGCGGGUUCGGUCUUCCUCGACGCCAUUUUCAGGCGAAGGAAGAAGCAUAUGGUGUUCAAUAAUAUAUAUAUAUGGACUGUCUCUGCAGCCGCCAUGGAAUUCGAUUUUCACACCAUUAGAGCUGCAACUAGUGGGUUCUCGGAUAUCGUCGUAUUCAACUCUCUGUACAAGGGCAAGCUUCCUGAUGGACAAGACAUAGUAGUGAAGAUACUGUCCAGAGACUUGCCAUGGGUAGAGAGAGUGAUUCACAGUGAGUGCCGACUGUUAUCAAGGCUUCAACACAAGAAUCUGAUCAACCUCGUUGGCUUCUGUAAUAACCGAAACAGAUUCUACCUCGUCUUCGAGUUCAUGCCUAACUCGAGCCUCGACAGAUUCAUUCACGAACCUUCAAGGGCUUUUCAAAUUCCAUGGGAGAUAUGUCGAAACAUCAUCGGAGGCGUAGCUCGAGGGCUCCGUUACCUUCACGAAGAAUGCGGGUUACGCGUUAUUCACCGCGACAUCAAACCUGCAAACAUUCUCUUGGACGCGGAAAUGAACCCGAAAAUCGCGGGGUUUGAACUGGCAAUGCAGACCCGAGAAAUCGAAAGCGAAAACUAUAACACGGAAAUCGCAGGGACGGCAGGGUAUUUAGCUCCGGAGAUCCUUACUUCAGGACGUUUUUCGGCUAAAUCUGAUGUCUAUAGCUUCGGAAUUCUGAUCUUGGAGAUCAUCAGCAGGAGGAGAGUUCUUCAACCCGAGGAACAUCUCGUAACCUAUGUCCGUAGAUGUUGGAACGAAGGAAGAUCACUCGAUAUCGUCCAUGAAGAUCUGAGAGAAGACGACUCCAUAACCGAAAUCACGAGAUUCAUACACAUUGCUCUGCUCUGCGUAGACGAAAACGUGGAGACAAGACCUAACGCAGAGACAGUUCUUCACUGGUUUAGUUGCAGAAGCUCUGCAGCUCUGCCUCUUCCCUCAACAAUGGCGUCUUCUGCGCAGUAUGAGUCUCUGUCUUCUCCCACCAGCUCUGUGACAUUAUCGGACAGUGAAUUUGUUUAACUGCUAAACGUGUUUCAUUACAUGUUCUUGAAUGCAUAAAAAAGGCAGAGAUAUAUCAUCUGUUUAUGUGUGUUACAAUACAAUAUUCACGUCUCUGUUAUUAUUUAAAAAAUUGCUUUUCCAUUAUGGUUUAA